Messenger RNA from Cinara cedri, 3469 nucleotides. The record is from the annotation of a GenBank genome assembly. Lineage: Eukaryota; Metazoa; Arthropoda; Insecta; Hemiptera; Aphididae.
AUGAAAUACCUUUAUAGUUUGUCCUUGGUGAAACUCAUAGGUCUGUACCAAAUUUUGGAUCCAGAAACUGUUCGCAUUUAUGGAUACAACGCAUAUCAUGUGGGAAUUGUGUUGUCAUGUCUGUUUAUUUCAGCAAUAUGUGUGCCGUCCCCGUUAGGAUUAUAUCAUUGGUCCAACGACUUGAACGCGUUCGUAUUUUACUUUGGGUGUGUAGGGAACUUUAUGUUAACCGUGUUCAAAAUGAUCAAUAUCGUGUACUAUUCAGAAGACAUACGUAAAUGCAUCGAAAUCGCCAGAUUUGGAUUCAUGUCGUCGUACCAACACUACAAUAUGGAAAUAUUCAAAAAAUGGCAGAAAUGGUUAACGAGUGUCACUUUUGUGUAUGUCUUGAUAGUUCCUCCUUUAAUAGUGGUGUGGUUAAUAAGCCCAUGGGUGCUCAAUAAAACCAUGGUCAAAAUAAAAAACGUUGAAGGCUCGUACAGUGAAUACCGAAUGAACAUUUACAAUAUGUAUCUGAUGGUGACCCCACAGACGUAUAACGAAUACUACAUCCUACUUUACGCCAUUGAAGCCGUUUUGCAGGUCGCUUUCAUUUAUUUUCAGAUAGUAUUUGAUAUAAUUUUGGUCAUCAUAUGUUCCGCUUUAUCCUGUCAACUGGAGACAAUUUGUGAUGCAGUCCAAACGCUAGGGCAUGACAUGUGUCUGAUCUGUAACGACGACGGUAUGUACGUAAUACAUACUAAACUACUAGUAUAUUAUGUUUUUGUUCAAUAUAGGGGGAUAAUAUCGAUGUAUUAAGCAAUUAAAUAAGAUAGCCAAAUCUACUAGUUAUGGGCACGAGUAAAGGCAAUACGGGUGCCAAUUGACCUAAGAAAUCCGUAUAGACUCACCUGAAUUAGCUAAAUUCUAGACUGCACUCGUGAGAGCGUUGACGCAGAUGAAUCGAAAAGGGCCCUAGGACAAUUAGAAAACUAUGUCCUCUAUAUAAUAAUAUAAUCUUUAUAGAAAUUCGUAAUAUACCCACAGGUAACACAUUUUAUGUAAUAAUAAACAGAUAAUUAAUAAAUAAACAUAUUAAUUGGAAAUCCAGUUUGCUAUAUACUUUGUUAUACCACACAAAUUAUAGCUAUAUGUACGGUGAACACUGUUCAUUGUAUAUUAUUGUAUGUAUUUUAAAUCUGUUUGAAUACUGAUUGUGACUGGAAUUACCACAUUAAAUUUAAAACAUGCAUCAUUAAAUAUAUACGAGUUUCUAAUUAUUUUAAGGGAGCAAUUUCAUAAUUAUUCGAGGCCCCCUGUGCUCUGGGGCCCCGGCGCAAUUUGCCCUAUGAUAAAUACGCCAAUGUGUGAGAGAAAGCCGAGUUAAGAAAUUACUACGAUUUAAUACUCUUAAGAAUGAUGUAUAAUUCAAUUUGAACCGGUAAAAUGUAUGUUGUUUAAAUUUUAAGCGUAAAUAAAUUAACAUGGUUCGUAGCAAUACGUGAGAAGGACAUGAAAACGUAUUCACAGUAUUUUAUAACUAAUGUUAUUGCGUUUCUUAUUUACAUAGAUAUGGAAAAAAAUGUUAUGAGAUCAAAAGCCAGACAUAAAGAGGCAAAUGGUUUAAUAAACAUAAUUACUGACCACCAGAGUGUAAUAAAGUGAGUUAUUGGUCUUAAUAAAUAUUUUACGAACAUUAAUUUUGUAUUUCACGUAUCGAUAUUUCAUAUUUUUUUUUUACAUACUAAACUGUGCAGUAUUUGUAUUAUUAUUUUUUUAUUUUUCUACAGGAAAUUGAACGAUUUUUACAAUAUUUUCCGUGCUAUGAUUUUGCUACAGAUAUUGAUGACUUCCAAUACACAUAUACAAAUUUGGUUCAUCGCUGCAAUGGUAUGUAAUAUAAUUAAAACGAUCUAUGAAUCUUUGAUUCUUACAAGUAGUAUUCAAAGCGGAAAAAAAAAUAUGAGAGACUAUGAGACUUAAAAACAAAAUCGGUAUUGCUUGCAAAUAAUGAAAUUGACCUGACUCUUAGAGGUUUCUCUUCCACGUGUCCGUUGCACUACUUCUUUAAUAUUAUUCGAUGUUUAUUAGUUAAUAUAAAACAAAUAAUAAUAUACAUAAUCCUUACUAACCUUAUGCUUACAUAUUUAGUAUAAAUAUUAACACUGAUUAUAAAUAUUUUAUUUACAUUUAUGUUAAUUUUUAUACACCAAGCUUAGGUAGAGUUGAAGCUUUUUAAUUCUAUACUAAAAUCCAAAUUUGUCCGCCAAAAAAUGUAUAGUCGGUAAGGAAAAGUGCUGCUUUUUAUUUUGUAUAACUAACAGUUUUUAUUAAAAUAUAAAAAAUAUUGAUAACGAAUCACAAUAUACAUUGCGUCGUUGAUCCAUCAACAGUGCGUAUUUCAGAUUUUGAAGGUUUACAGAAGUAAAAAAACAACACAAAUUUCACAAAAAAUAUCAAAGUAUAGCAGCAAUGAGGUGGUAAUAAAUGACAUAAAUUGAGAUAGAUGUUGUCAUCAUACCUUGAGAUAAUCGUUUUUUUUUUUUUUAUGAAUAACAGUUUAACCAUUAAUAUGACAGAAAAUUACUUAGAAUACAAAUUGUCAGCUAUAGCUUAAUUAUUAAUAUUCAUAAUAAACUCAUGAUUUAUUGUUAUUUAUACAGUAGAAACUAAAUUAUAAUGUAUUCUUUAAUCUUAUUAUUAAGUUUAACAUAUAUGUUAUCAUAUAAGAGCAUAAAUAUCAGAAUUUACAAUAACAAUGAUUACAAAUUACCACUGAACAAUAAAAACAAUAAAAAAUUAAUAUUAACUAUUGUUGUUGAUGAAACGUAUUUGUUAAUUGUAUAAUCACAGAUUGGUGUUCAGUGCGUUGAUAAAUGAUCAAUACCUAAAAAUUCGAAUUUAUAUUCUAACAUGAGUUGUUUAUAUGUUUUCAGAAUGUCAUGGUCUCUGGAGAUGGAACGGGGAAUUCGAUACUUUCCAUGAAGCUGUUAAGUGCCCUCCCCAUGUUUACAUUUCAAUUAUUCAUGACCUGUUAUCUGUUCGGGACUAUAAACGAAAAAGUGAUAAUGAUUUUUUCUUUCUUAAAGUAUUUUUUAUAGAACUACGUUCAAAUUCAAUAUAUAUCCAACAGUGUAAUUAAUUAUUAGAUUUAUGUGAUUAUAAUAUGAUAAAAUAGUAAACAAAUUAUACAUUUUUAAAAAUAGUGUAGCGUAGUUAUUAAUCGGGUAUCAUAUGCUACCGCUCUCUAUCCCAUAAUGACGCCACGAUAUAAACAAUAAUAAGGGUAUAUAACGUAUCGAUUUUUAUUGAUUUGCAGAAGGACUCUAUAAUUUUCGCGUUAUACAGCAGUAAUUGGACAGAAAUGGAUGUGGAAACUAGAAAGCAGAUUAUGUUUGCGAUGAAAAUGAAUAACACUAAUAAUUCAAAAAUGAAAUUUACCUUAACCAAAAUCGUUAAUUUGGAAAUGUUUACUAGCGUACGUAAUUGA